This is a messenger RNA of Taeniopygia guttata (zebra finch), 7353 nucleotides long. It is a transcript of the gene SNX19, whose product is annotated as sorting nexin 19. Gene Ontology annotation, molecular function: phosphatidylinositol binding. NCBI's taxonomy places the organism in Eukaryota, Metazoa, Chordata, Aves, Passeriformes, Estrildidae. Gene Ontology annotation, cellular component: intracellular membrane-bounded organelle. The record is from RefSeq and is a predicted model, not a curated record.
GGAAGCGGCGGGCGCUGCCGGCGGAGGGCCCGGGCGGUGAGUCGGGCCCGGGGUCCCGGUGCGCCGCGUUCGGCUCCGCGCUCCCGGCACCCGCGGGCUCGGUGAAGGGCUCUGGGCGGUGGGGACCCGUCCCCGUGCCCGCUGAAGGGUCCGUUCAGUGGGUACCCACUCAAGGGUCGCGGUUUGCUAAGCUCCGGGAGUGCGCUUGGCGGGAUCCGUGCCUCUCCCGGUUCCCGCUAAGGGCUGAGCUGUGCCCAGCGCUGGCGAGGGCCCGGUCAGGGGGGCUCUGCUCGGUCUCGGUGCCUGAUGAGGAGCCCGGUGUGGGGGUCCCGGGAGACUGUGCCCGGGAACCGAGUCAGGGAUCCCGGUGUGCCGGGCUGUGUGACCCUCUGAACAUCCCAGUGUGCCAGGCUGUGUGACCCGCUGGGUAUUCCCGGUGUGCCGGGCUGUGUGACCCGCUGAGGAUCCCGGUGUGCCGGGCUGUGUGACCCGCUGGGUAUUCCCGGUGUGCCGGGCUGUGUGACCCGCUGAGGAUCCCGGUGUGCCGGGCUGUGUGACCCCUCUGUGCAUCCCGGUGUGCCGGGCUGUGUGACCCACUGAGUGUCCCGGUGUGCCGGGCUGUGUGACCCGCUGAGGAUCCCGGUGUGCCGGGCUGUGUGACCCGCUGGGUAUUCCCGGUGUGCCGGGCUGUGUGACCCGCUGGGUAUUCCCGGUGUGCCGGGCUGUGUGACCCCUCUGUGCAUCCCGGUGUGCCGGGCUGUGUGACCCGCUGAGAGCCCGGUGUGCCGGGCUGUGUGACCCGCUGAGCAUCCCGGUGUGCCGGGCUGUGUGACCCGCUGAAUAUCCCGGUGUGCCGGGCUGUGUGACCCGCUGAGAGCCCGGUGUGCCGGGCUGUGUGACCCCUCUGUGCAUCCCGGUGUGCCGGGCUGUGUGACCCACUGGGUAUUCCCGGUGUGCCGGGCUGUGUGACCCGCUGAGAAUCCCGGUGUGCCGGGCUGUGUGACCCGCUAGGAUCCCGCUCUCUCUGACCCAGCCCAGCCCAGGGAGGGCUCCGGGCCGGCUGGGCUCUGUGAGUGCCAGCUCCCGCUGAGCUUUCGGGGUGGUCGAGCCCCCGAUCCCCUCUCGGGCAGCCCAGCCCGGUCCCUGAGAUCCCCCUAGCCCGAGGACCGAGCCGUGGCAGCCCCCCGUGCCCACCCGGCCAUGCCCGCCCGGGGUCCCUCGGGGUGCCGCCGGCCGCUGCUGGCGCUGCUGGUGGCCCUGGGCUGGCUGCUGGCGCUGCAGCUGCUGCUGGACCUGCGGGCUCUGGGGCUGCUGUGUGGGGCACUGGCCGUGCUGGGGGGCUGGCUGGGCCCCCCGGCGCUGGGUCCCCGCGGCCGCCGCCUGCGGCUGGAGCGCUUCAUCAGCUCCCUGCGCGCCCCGGCCCGCUGCGCUGCGGACGAGCGGCGGCUGCAGGAGGAGAUCGCCAGCACGGUGCGCAAGGUGGUGCGGGAUUUCGUGGCCUCCUGGUACCGCACGGUGAGCAGAGAGCCGGCCUUCGAGGCCGAGGUGGAGAGGGCCAUGCUGGGGCUGGCGGCGGAGCUGCGGCGGAGGAUGAGGCGGGUGGACCGGCGCGCCCUGGCCCGGCGGCUGCUCCUGCUGUGCGGGCAGCACCUCCAGAGCUUCCUGCGGGCGCGGGACGCCCUGAGGGCUGACCCCGAGGGCGGCCAGACGCUGUGGAAGGAGUACAGCCGGCUGGCAGGGCCGCACCCCGCUCUGCUGAGCCCCGCGGCCGAGGUGGGCUGUGCCCGGGCAGCAGUGGACGCGCUGCUGCGGGCGCUGGUGCCGCCGCCGCACCUGGAGACGCGGACAGGACGUUUCGUGGUGGUGGAGCUGGUGGCCUGCAACGUGCUGCUGCCGGCCGUCAGGAAGAUGUCUGAUCCCGACUGGAUCAACCUGCUGCUGAUCGGGGCGUUCUCCAAGAAGCCCCGCGGUGGGAAGCCCCACCCUGCGCCCCCAGUGCCGGAUUCCUUGCCUUUCCCGGCACAGACGGACGCAGCUCCCGCCAGGCUACCCCUGUCCCCGAGGGCUGCCGAGGGGCUCAGGAGAGAGGCAGGGGCUGCUGGACAGGAGGGAGAGGAGGUGAGCAGGUCAUGCCACGCAGAGGAAUCAUUCCUGCGCCCCCAAGCCCUGGGAUCCCUCUUCCCCUGUGAGGGUUUGGAGCUGGAAUCCCCCGCACCUGACAUGGGGCAGGAGGUGGAGUUGCUGGCUCCUUCCCCUGCUGGAGAGCUCCUUGAUGAGCCUCUCCAGGACCCUUCUGUGCCAGCGGGAGCACCUGCUGUGGAGGAUGGCACAGGGGCCCUGGACCACGGCCCUGGCCCCAGCUCGGAUGCUAGCCUGCUUCCCAACUCUGCUUUGAGCUCCUGCCCUGACAUCCAGAUCGAGCCAGCGGUUGAGAAGGAGGAGGAAAGCCCAGCUAUCCCCAGGAGGUUCUCCUCACGAAGACCCUCCAGCCUGGGGAGAGAUCUGGGGGCAGCAGAAGGCCCAGCACAGUUUCCCCCAGAGCCUGGGCAGGGCCUGCCCCUGCUCUCAUCCUCCCCGACAGCUUCCAUGAGCACGUUCAGCUUCGAGCCCCUGAGCAGCCCCGACGGGCCGGUCGUCAUCCAGAACCUGCGGAUCACCGGGACCAUCACUGCCCGGGAGCACAGCGGCACCGGCUUCCACCCCUACACCCUGUACACCGUCAAGUAUGAGACAGCCCUGGAGGGCGAGGCGGCGGGCAGCCUGCAGCAGGUGGCUUAUCACACCGUCAACCGCCGCUACCGCGAGUUCCUCAACCUCCAGACCCGGCUGGAGGAGAAGCCAGAGCUCCGCAAGUUCCUGAAAAACAUCAAAGGACCAAAGAAACUGUUCCCUGAUCUGCCAUUUGGAAACAUGGACAGCGAUAAAGUGGAAGCCAGGAAAAGUCUGCUGGAAUCUUUCCUGAAGCAAUUGUGUGCAGUGCCUGAGAUUGCAAACAGCGAGGAGGUGCAGGAAUUCCUGGCCCUCAACACCGACGCCAGGAUUGCCUUUGUUAAGAAGCCCUUUGUUGUCUCCAGGAUAGACAAGAUUGUUGUCAAUGCCAUUGUGGACACCUUGAAGACAGCGUUCCCCAGGUCAGAGCCCCAGAGCCCCACGGAGGAUCUGAGUGAGUCAGAAGUGGAUGGGAAAUCCCAGACAGACGGGAAGAAAAGCAAGUCCAGGCUGAGGUUCUCAUCCAGUAAAAUCACUCCAGUGCUGAGUGGGAGUGAAGCUCAUGACAGGAUCGUGUACUCCAUCAGGGAGGGCAAUGCUGUCUCUGGCACCCUGUCGCUGGCUGCUAUGGAAUCCUUCAUCCAGAAGCAGGAGAAGCUGCUGGAAGGAGUCCCCAGCAAAGCUCCUGAAGGCCAGGGAGGCAGAGAAGCCAAAGAAAUCUCUGUGCAGGAAGAAAUGGAUGGGCUGAGCACAGCAGAGCCGGGAGCACAUCCAGACACUGACUCUGACUCCGAGACAGCUUUGGCUGACCUGGCCCUGGACGUGCUUCGUCUGGUGCUGGUGGAUCACUGGAGCUGGCUGUGCACGGAGAACAUCCAGAAGGUCUUCAACCUGCUCUUUGGGACCCUUGUUCAAAGGUGGCUGGAAGUGCAGAUGAUUACCCUGACCUGCACCCAGCGCUGGGUCCAGUACCUCCAGUUGCUCCAGGAAUCCAUCUGGCCUGGAGGAGUUUUACCAGCAGUGCCUAAAGCCCCCAGGACGGAGGAGCAGAAGAAGGCAACAGCAGAGCAGGCCCUGCAGAGCCUGAUGGGGAUCUUGCCCAGCGUGAUCCAGGAAAUCCUUGGGACCAGUAAGUGUCGGAUGAGCUGGGCCCUGGUGCUGGAGUCACUGAGCCAGCCUGUGAUAAACAGGCACCUGGUGUUUUGCCUCCUGGACAUUCUGCUGGAGUUCUUGGUUCUGAAGGACUCCAGCAAGGAGCCUGAGGCUGCAGCUGCCACUCCGUGUGCCUGCAGUGGCCUGGACAAAGGUGUCCCAGCACUUUAGCCAGGCCUGGUGCCCCAGCAGUGGAGAGAAGCAGCCACAGGCAUGGAGUGAUUGGAUUUUCAGCCUUUCCUGAACGUGCCUGGGAGCUUCCUGUAAGGAAUUUCUCCAGCCAGUGCUGCUUCCAGACUUCUCUGUUUCAGCUGGGUGGUGGAUCAAACCCAGUGUGAGGGGCUGGAGAUGCUGUGCAGCAGCUGUUCCAUUGCUGACCUGAUGGAGAGCCUGGAAUGACCCAGCCUGGAACCACAAACCCUUCUGAGCAUCUCUACCAUCUACAGCCAGAGAACAGAGAUCUGCUUUUGUGGCAUCAGGGUCCACCUGGCACUGAGAGAGUUGGUGUGAUGGGAUCUUGCUGAUGAAUGUUUCUGCAGGGCAGGUGAGGGCAGGUGCAGUCUGUCCCUGCUGUCUGAGCAGCCUGCCCUGGGCCUGCCCUGCACCAUCUGUGUCACCAGAAGGAAGAUGGGGUGUAGAGAUGUGGUCCUGAAGUUCAGCACCCACCUGCCCAAAUACCUGCGAGGUGAGAGGGACAAAGAUCAGCUGCUUCUCCCUGCACUGCUGCACUUCUCCAUCAAACAGGUGCAGGCAGGCUGUGAUCCUGGGAAUUUGACUCUGCUCAGGCUAGGAAGGAGUGGUGGCUUGGCUGGACUUUAGGACUCAUUUAUAUUGUGCUUUCUGAGUCACCUUUUAGUCCCUGGGACAGUCACCUGGAAGGCAGAGGCUAAAAGAGCUGAGCCAUGUGGGACACAAUCAGCUCCCACAUCCAUGUGGUUGUCACAGGAAGCUCAGGAAGAGGAAUGAGUCCCUUGAGCCCAGGGGGAGCCCUGGAUGUGUGUGAUGGACAGCCAGUGGGUUAGACCCCAGCAAAGGGCCUGGGAGCACUGCCUGAGCUCUGCUGCUCAUGGCUGUGUCACUGGGCCUUGCUUUGCUGUGCCUGCUGCUGCAGCAGCUCCGUGCAGGAGCUGGGAAGCUGCUCAGGUCAUGGAACAUGGAUUUGGAGCUGCUUCUCCAGGUUGUCCAAGACUUGAGUGGCUUUGUGAGCCAGUCAGGUUCCUGGGAGUGCUAAAGGACUCAGAGCAUGCACCCACAGAGCACUUUGGUGCAUUUUCUGGCAGAAACACGGACUGAGCAGUGCUGCAUGGGCUGGUGAAGGUGUUCUCUGCAGAUCAAAGCAGGCUCCACACAGUGAACCAUGCAGGAUCACAUGUGCUGUCCGUGCUGCUGUACCAGAUGGUUUCAUCUCUCUGAACCAGGCCAUACCAGGCUGGAAGAGUCUGCCUGCAGUUUCUUGGAGCUGGAUGCUCCAUGGCAUGUCUGGAGAGAAGGCAGUGUGACUCCAACACGCCUAUCCUGCUCUUCCCAAAGGAGCUGCUCAAUCAUGGAUACACAACAGUGUGAGCUGCUCUGUGCUUGUGUUGUGUGAAAAUAUAGGGAGGGAUCAUUUUGCUGCAAGCAGAUAGAUUUUUAGGGAGCUCUGAGGACACCCCAAGACCCUGCAGAAUCCACUGUCAUGAAGCAAAUCAAUUCUGCAUCACCACUGGAGCCAUUCUGAGCGGGGAGGCUGCAGAGAUGGUAGAUUGCCACCUGCUUGGAGAAGAAGGGAGGUGUUAAGUUGUUUAAGAGUAGAUUAGGUGGAGAAUGCUUUGGGAUAAUCCCAAAUGGCCAAGCAGCAGUUUGGGAAGCAGGAGUCAGAUAAAUCCUGAAAUAUCUGCUUGGAGCAGCUGCUUCACCUUGUCUUUCACUUCCUCUGUUCCCCUCCUUUUUGCUCCUGCUUCCAUUUGCCACCCCGGCUGUCAGGAGGGGACGAGGCACCCUGAGCCAGAGGUGAUGCAGCAGAGCCCUGUUGUGCCUGGUGGCCUCCCAGAUGUUCCUGCUCUUGUUUGCUGUUGCUUCCUAGUGAGCUGUGUGGCUUUGGAGCUCCAGGACUGUGGUCUGUCAUUCCUUAGGGAUAAUAGUAAGAGGCUUUGCUGAAGAGGAUCAUGGAGUGCAAAUUAUCCAUUGCCAGCUCCAGGUUAGGGCAAAAGUCUGAAACACACCCUGGAUGUGGCACUGGAAGGAUGAGCUGACACUUCUCCUUUGCCAGGAAGCCCAAAUUCUCCCUGCUUUUAACACCCAGCUCUGAAAUUGUGCAAAUGACUGAAUGGUCAGUCCUCCAGAUGGAAGUAAUUUGUGAUUACUGCCAGUGUGGGAUGUGGUGCUUUGCUGGGGUGGUGCAGCACUGAUUUGGGGUUGUCCCAGCACCAAGGUUCAGAUACAAAGAGAUGGGACACAGAGAGAGAGAAAGGAGAUUUACUAAUGUGCACUCUCAAGGCAGUGUGGGAGUGGGGAACAGACCUAAGGAGUUUGAAUUGAAAAAUGGUGUUUUACUCUGCAGAACCCCCUUUCUUGUCUCAGAUAUGAGGGCUUGGAGCCCUUUCUCAUGCUCUCACUGGCUGGGCUUCAAAUUCCCAUCCUGUCCUUGGGAGAUCUCAGCGCAGCCUUACAGCUGAGGUGAAGUGCCCAGGAGCAAAGAGCCCCUCUCUGCAUCGUGUUGUUAAGGAGUAAAACAAAUCCCAUAAAAAGCUUAGCUUUUUUUCUACUCUCAGUUCUUUGCCUCACUGUGAUUCUGGGAUUAAAUUGAGCACAAUGGUGGCAGAUAUAAACUUCUGCAUUCAGGUGGGCUGAAAGUUUAUUUCCAUUGGACUAAGACUAGAAAAACUGCUCUGGUAAAACAAACAAAGUUUACAAAAAAAACUUAAGCUCGCUCAGUGUGUCAUAUUCCCAGCAAGCUCCUUUUUUUUCUGCAGGAAUUUGUAGAAGGAAUUUGCAGAAGGCUCCAGCCACCUCUCUAAAGGGUGGGUGGUGAGAGCAGGCAGAUUAAUGUCAAUAAAGAGUUGCAGCCUUGUGUCACGUUAGGUCAAGAGCAGCACCUGCCUCAGGUGGGUGCUCAGCUCUCCCCCUCCACGUCCUGCAGCCCUGUGUGAUCUGCCCCCAGCCCACACUCGCUGAUUUUGUAAAGUGUUCCCCUUCCCACUGCCUUGGUUUCCCACAGCUGACUGGAAGCUUCCUGGAAGCAGGGAUUGCUCCUGUGUAUGACUGAGUGUAGAGCUCCAAGGCACCACUCUAAGCUAAAGAACUGUUUAACUGUGAUUUUAGGGGAAGAAAAAGUCCCACCAUGCACUGACCCCCUGUCCUAUUUCCUGUACUCAACCCUUUGUAGCAGCUAUUUGUGGAGCUGUUGGAGUCUGUGUGGAAUUCUGCUGUCUGGAAAACAUGUUUAAUGGUUAAAUGGGGAGCAAACCUUCACUCCCAUGUACUCGUGUGCAAUAAUACUUUAUUUCAAACUUA